Molecule: messenger RNA, 1227 nt
Organism: Besnoitia besnoiti
Lineage: Eukaryota; Apicomplexa; Conoidasida; Eucoccidiorida; Sarcocystidae
Product: GDP-D-mannose pyrophosphorylase
Exons: 8
Coding region: 1-1227 (408 amino acids)
Biological process (GO): cell wall mannoprotein biosynthetic process; GDP-mannose biosynthetic process
Cellular component (GO): cytoplasm
Molecular function (GO): mannose-1-phosphate guanylyltransferase (GTP) activity; GTP binding
Source: RefSeq, a predicted model, not a curated record
AUGAAAGCGCUCGUCCUCGUGGGGGGGUACGGCACGCGGCUGCGGCCGCUCACGCUGUCGGUGCCAAAGCCUCUCAUCAACUUCUGCAACAAAUCCAUCGUCGAGUACCAAAUUCAGUCGCUCAAAAAGGCGGGCGUCACGUCCCUCAUUCUGGCGGUCGCGUACCAGCCGUCUGCGAUGAUGGAUGCCCUUAGUGCCCUCGAAGCCAAGUACGACAUGAAGAUCACCUGCUCCCUCGAAGACGAACCCCUGGGGACGGCUGGGCCAAUUCGGCUGGCGAAGGAUCUUCUUCUUUCGCCCACGCCCGCGCGGCGCCGCUGCAGCGACGGCGGCGCGCCGGAUGCGGCGGCGGAGGCGGUGGCGGGUGACGCAGAGAAGGAAGAGCGAGAGAAGUCCGAGGACUGCUUCUUCGUGUGCAACAGCGACGUCAUCUGCCCGUUUCCGCUCAAAGAAAUGCUCGCCUUCCACAAAGCCAGAGGCGCGGAAGGCACUAUUUUGGUGACAGAAGUCGAGAACCCGUCGAUGUACGGAGUCGUGCUUCACGACGAAGAGGGGCGGGUGUCAGACUUUGUUGAGAAGCCGCAGCAGUUCGUGGGCAGGUGCAUCAACGCAGGUCUGUACGUCCUGAACACCAGCGUCAUCGACCGCAUUCAGCUCCGGCCGACCUCGAUCGAGAAGGAGAUAUUCCCGCAAAUGGCCAAAGAGAAAAAACUUUUCUGCUUCAAACUCGACGGCUACUGGGCGGAUAUUGGACAGCCGAAAGAUUUCCUUAAAGGCAUGACGCUUCACCUGGAGGCGAUGCGGAAAGAAGAGGCGCAGCAGUCGACGCGGACAGACGCAGACGACCUCUCGCCUGCGACCUCUCCGCGGCUCGUCUCAGGCCCGCAGUUCAUCGGCAACGUCCUCGUGGAUCCAACAGCGAAGAUCGGCGCAGACUGCCUGAUCGGUCCAGACGUGACGAUUGACCGGGGCGUGGUCGUCGGGCGCGGCUGUCGCCUGCAGCGCGCGGCGCUUAUGGAGGGCGUCCGCGUCGGCGACUACACCUGGGUGGAGUCCGCGAUCGUCGGCUGGCAGUCGAGGAUCGGAAAAUGGUGUCGCAUCGAGGGAUUGACGGUCGUCGGCGAGGACGUGAGCAUCCGCAGCGAGUGCUUUAUCAAUGGCGCGUUUGUUUUGCCGCACAAGGGCAUCACGCAGUCGAUUCGAGAGCCUGGAAGCAUCAUCAUGUAG